This is a messenger RNA of Lingula anatina, 3288 nucleotides long. RefSeq names its product xylosyl- and glucuronyltransferase LARGE1. Gene Ontology annotation, cellular component: Golgi apparatus. NCBI's taxonomy places the organism in Eukaryota, Metazoa, Brachiopoda, Lingulata, Lingulida, Lingulidae. Gene Ontology annotation, molecular function: xylosyltransferase activity; glucuronosyltransferase activity. The record is from RefSeq and is a predicted model, not a curated record. Gene Ontology annotation, biological process: protein O-linked glycosylation via mannose.
GCUUUGCGACACAUUGCCAUUAAAUCCGAGGAAAGGGGAGAUAGUGUACAAUGACCUCGGUCGAUUCUACGGCACGAGUUACUGGCAAGAUGAAAUGUCGAUGUUAGAUGUCGUAGGAAUGCCAGGAAGAAUCUGUGGAUUCAUUGUCAUUGACUGGCAGGAUGAUCCAUGAAAUAAACUUUGGAAUGAUGUUUACAAACAUAAGUUCAUGAGCAUGAUCCGUGUGUACAAGAGAGCUGUGCUAUUUCUGGUGGUGGUGCUCCUGCUCCCUGUGAUACUGCUCAUAUACCUAACCUUUGGAAGUGAUGCCAUAUAUGAGGGUAAAAAGCAGCGUGACCUUAUGGGGUUUACAGAUCGUGAGGCACGGCUAGCAGAUAGAGUGCGUGAGGUGGAACAACAGAACCAGAUGCUGAGGAGACAGUUGAGUGUCUCUCAAAAUCAGUUAAUGAACUACCAGAACAGUCUGGUGAUGGACAAUGAGACUGGGAUAUCUUUGAUCAAUGAAAAUGGGAGACCAGUCCGCUGCAAUAACCCUGAACCUGAAGUGCCAAAAUGUGAAGUAAUCCAUGUGUCCAUAGUGUGUGCAGGCUAUAAUUCCACUAGGAAUGUGAUCACACUUAUCAAAAGUAUUCUCUUCAACAGAAAGCAUCCUCUUCACUUCCAUUUCAUCUCUGAUGGUGCUGCCAAGACAAUCUUACAGACACUUUUCGACUCCUGGAGUGUGCCAGGGGUGCAGGUGAGCUUUUAUCUUGCGGAUGACAAACUAAAGGCUGAAGUUGCUUGGAUACCCAAUAAACACUACUCUGGAGUUUUUGGUUUGCUAAAACUUCUACUUCCUAAUACUUUGCCUACAUUUCUAGACAAGGUGAUUGUUUUAGACACAGACGUAACUUUUGCAACUGAUAUAGCAGAAUUAUGGAAAAUAUUCUCAAAAUUUAAGAGUAAGCAGGCCAUUGGUUUGGUAGAAAACCAAAGUGACUGGUAUCUUGGAAAGUUGUGGAAAAACCAUCAUCCCUGGCCGGCCCUGGGUAGAGGUUUUAACACGGGUGUGAUAUUACUUGAUCUCCAAAAGUUGCGUGAAUACAACUGGUCACAAAUGUGGAAAAUGGUGGCAGAGAAAGAACUGAUGAGUUUACUGUCCACAGCAUUAGCAGAUCAGGAUAUUUUCAAUGCAGUAUUAAAGCAGAACCCAUAUUUAAUCUACCAUCUCCCAUGUGAGUGGAACAUUCAGCUUAGUGAUCACACCAAAAGUCAUGCACUGUGCUACAGUGAAGUGUCUGACCUGAAGAUAAUUCAUUGGAAUUCUCCAGUCAAACUACUGGUGAAGAACAAGCAUGUUGAGUUCUUCAGGAAUCUUCACCUCACUUUUUUGGAAUAUGACGGCAACUUGCUCAGGAGAGAGCUCUUUGGUUGUGCUACCUCUACACCCAACGAAUUGGACAGCAAACUUGUUGCAAUCAACGAAGAUGACGAAUGCUACGAAUUUCGUCGCCAAGGUGCCCUGGUCCUAAGGACCCACUUGUAUUACAUCGACUACGACUACACCCCGUCCCCUGAUGAUGUGACCCUGGUGGCCCAGCUAAGUAUGGACAGACUGCAGAUGUUGGAGGCGAUAUGUAAACACUGGGAAGGCCCAAUAAGCCUGGCUCUGUAUAUGUCAGAUGCUGAGGCACAGGCCUUCCUUAGAUAUGCUUUAGGAUCCGAGACUCUCAUGGCCAGGAAGAAUAUAGGAUAUCAUGUGGUUUAUAAGGAUGGGCAAUUCUUCCCAGUAAACUACCUGCGCAAUGUAGCAGUGCGUCAGGUGAACACUCCAUACAUGUUCCUCUCAGACAUCGAUUUCCUACCCAUGUAUGGUCUGUACGACUAUUUAAAGAAAGCCACGUCAAUGAUGGAUAUCACGGUGGAGAAGAAAGCAUUGAUAGUGCCAGCCUUUGAGACACAGAGGUAUAGACUGACAUUCCCAAAGUCAAAAGCAGACCUGUUGUCCAUGUUGGAUAUGGCAACAUUGUUUACAUUUAGAUUCCAUGUUUGGCCUCAAGGACAUGCACCAACAAAUUUUGCUAAAUGGAGAAGUGCUACUACACCUUACAAGGUAAGCUGGGAAUCCGAUUUUGAACCUUAUGUGGUUGUGAGUACAAAUAUCACAGACUAUGAUCAAAGAUUUGUUGGGUUCGGAUGGAAUAAAGUGUCACAUAUCAUGGAAUUGGAUGCUCAGGGGUAUGAAUUUGUUGUACUGCCCAAUGCAUUUAUCAUCCACAUGCCACAUGCUCCAAGUUUUGACAUAGCCAAGUUCAGAUCAAGCUCUCUAUACAGGAAGUGCCUAAAGACGUUAAAAGGUGAAUUUCAAAGAGACCUGUCAAGAAAGUAUGGGAUCAAGGCUCUAAAAUAUUUAUCAGUGGAGAGGUAGCAUUCAGCUGUAAUGGGGCAGAUGAAAUCACAAAACAAGAUGUGCACAGUGGCCAUGUCAUUUUAUGUCUAUUUACUCCUAUUGCAGAGUUUGUGUCAAACAUGUUUAUUAAGAAAUGUCACCAAGCAUUUUAAACCUAUUUUUGCCACAAUCAGUAUCGAAUGUCACAAACGUAGAUCAGAAGACUAGGAAGUCAAGGAGAUUAUACGCAAUGGAAUACAGAAAUAAAACUAAUUAAAUUCUUAUGAGAACUUUUUCAAGUUGUAUGGUAUAAAUUUUAAAACUAGUCAUAGAAUAAAAGAUUCAGCUACAGAAUGGGACUUGGAGCCAAUGGUGUAAGUUAUAAAUGUGGCCUGUGUUUUACAUUUUCUCAAGCAUCAUGCCAAAGCCUAGCUGGACUCUAGGCAUCGAGUAACUGUCUAUACUGAAGAAGCAUUCUGUAAUACAACAAACAAAAAUUGUACUUAGAAGCAAUAAGUUUUUAUUGGAGAAUUAUAGCGCAAAUCGUUUUGGGACCGAGUAUAUUUUAUAAUUGGGUCCAUGGAGAAAGGACCAAUAUUUUGUAGUCACACAGUCUUUUUGGGUUAAGAUUAUUUUAAACCACUCCCAUUGUAUAGAAAUCCUUUGAUAUUGGACUGAUUCUAUGGCAGUGUGAUAGCCAUUAUUAAUCAGGAUACCCUUGUGCUUUAAAUCAUGUGCCAGAUCAUUAUUUAUGAUGACAACCUUCGUGCUAAAUUAAUCUGAAUAGACUAGUAUAUAUCACUAUAGUAUUUUUUCAGAUUAGGUACUGUAAUGUAUGCAAUCAAAAUCAUGUGACAUGAAAGAUUUAUAAAUUAUACCUUUACUUCUGGUUAAAAUGCAAGUUUCAACAUAUUUCACUU